AGUCCGCGUCGGAGAGUCGCCCGCGACGCUUGUCUGCGAACUCGAUCCCUCAGAUACGCUGCUGGUUUACGGCGAGCCGUAACACGACACGUUUGGAGGGACCGCCGCUGCUUCGCGUGUGCCUGGUGCUCUGUGAACACUGGAUUCUGUGCUACAAGUGUUUGUGACAAUGUACAUGUGCUGAUUUACCAAGUUACCGUCUACAUAUAGGAUUUUGACGACGCAACCAGUUCCGGAUCAGCUCAGCCGACACAGUCGUGAUGAAAGUUGUCAGUCUUCAAUUGCCGUCGGGGCCGAGCAUGGAGCGGCUGCCGCUACCAUUCAGUCCAACGGAGUUACUAUGGCGAUACCCCCUACCAUGGGCCCCGCCACCGCCUUCACCACUCGGUGAUGCGAAGGCCCAACUGCCGGCUGGUCUUCCUCCAGAACCAAGAUUAUGGACUAGGGAAGACGUUGCAGUUUUCCUGAAAUGGUGCGAAAGGGAAUUCGAUUUGCCGAAUUUCGAUAUGGAUCUCUUCCAAAUGAAUGGAAAGGCUUUGUGUCUUUUAACAAAAACUGACUUGGGCGAACGCUGUCCUGGUGCUGGAGAUGUACUACAUAAUGUUCUGCAAAUGCUAGUAAGAGAUGCAGCAUUGCUCGGAAGAGUACCAUCGUCUCCAGUGACACCUACAGCUCGUGCAGCGCCUUACCCACCAUCCCCACAUUCUCAUCCCCCAACUCCAACAUGGGCCGUCGACAGCUUUCACCAUUUCCACAGCGCUGCUGCAGCGGCUGCUCAGCCAAAUUCUGUGACUUUAAGUCCAGCGCCAUCAGUAGAUAGUUCAGGAAGCCCACAACGAGGAGAAGCUGUUAAUUAUGCCCCUAACUAUGCACCAUCUAUACCUGCUACUACUCAGGCGGCAAGUUCAGGAAGUAAUCAUUCAGAUUCAGAUGAAGAAGCCCAAUUCGCGCCACCACCACGAUCCCCUAAGGAUGCGCCACUAUCUAGCCCCGCACCGCAGCCUCACCCAGCGCCACAGCACUCACAUUACCGAGCUCAACAUAGGGAAUUCUUCCCGAACGACAUGCCGGAGUCCAAUACAAAUGGAAGAUUACUUUGGGACUUCCUACAACAGCUACUAAAUGAUCCUUCUCAGCGAUACACUAACUACAUUGCAUGGAAAAAUAGAGAAACAGGCGUGUUUAAAAUAGUAGAUCCUGCUGGACUAGCAAAACUGUGGGGAAUCCAGAAGAAUCACCUUUCCAUGAAUUACGACAAAAUGUCACGAGCUUUGAGAUACUACUACCGUGUGAAUAUCCUGCGGAAAGUGCAAGGCGAAAGACAUUGCUACCAGUUUUUAAGAAAUCCAACUGAACUGAAGAACAUCAAGAACAUUUCAUUGCUACGGCAACAAAUGAGUCCGACGAGAGUGGUGCCUCAAGCUGUCGUUAAAACUGAAAUGAAGGAAGAACGUUGUGACGAAGAACCCGUAGAUGAAGACAUGCCUACUGACCUAAGUAUGGCAGCGUCAGAGCCGUGGCGGAAGCGUGCGCGACCGGAUCCCAAUCCAGUUCAGCCGCACCAUGAUAAACACCACAUAAGUGCUCUUAUUGGUGAAAACAUGAUGAUGAAGCGGGAAUCAGAGUACGCCUCUGAACAUUACGCGCUUAAUCUAAAAAGUGAAAAAUGUGAACAAUGAUUACAAAAGACUUGAAUCGUGGGACACUUAACAGUGCAAAACGCAAUUUUUGCAUAUUCAGUAUGCAACCAGCUCCACCCACUAAAAUUCUAGUCAAAUUCCUCUCAGAAAGGAUAUUUAAGUCUUCCUCUAAAAAAUAUUAACGUACUUGAUGAACAAUUAUUAACUGAGAGUACUUUGACAGAUUUAGGAUGGUCAUUGGAGUUUAACAGGGUAUGGACCUUAAUGAUGCCUUUGUGCCAAGUGAUUUUUAUACCUAAUAGUGUCAAUUAUCUAUCUAAAUAGUUAGCAAAAGGGACGAGAGUUUAUUUGUGUUAAAGUCAUAAAAUAUUACCUAUAAGAUUUGUGCAAUGGACUAUUACUUAACUGUUGACUGAGAUUUAGCAGUUACUGGAAAUUGCCACAACUCUGUAUCUAUCCAUGUUACGUGCGUAAUGCGCACUCGAUUAAUGCAUUUGCGUAAUUUAAUUAGUUUUAUGAGUGUUUUAUAUUUUUGUUUAGAUUUGCUAAAAAGAGAAGAUAUAAUCCAAAAGAACUCAAAGGAUUGAAAUUUAAGAAUAUUAUCAUAAUUUAACGUCGUCUUCCAUUCGUUCUUUUUGGCAAACCUUCAAUUGUAGCAUGUGAAAUGUAAUUACUAUAACAUCUACCACAUAAAUGCAAAAUAAUGUAUUAGGCAGCUUUUGGUUUGUAAAGAAAUAUAUAAAAAUUAUUAAUAUAAAAAAGACAAUAAAAUGUCAAAUAUUUUAAAAUGAAAAUGCCUUGAAAUCAAUAAAACACACCCACUGUGAUAAAAAAUAAAGUGGUAGACAUACUACGAUAGGGAUUUUACUCAAAGAUUUCCAGCUACAAUUUUCUGUGAUCUCUUUUAUCAAUGUAGGUAGGUAGUUAGAUGUUAUAGAGUAAAAAUGUCUUUGUAAAUAUUAAUUUAGUUAAGAUUUAAGAAACUGACUGUAAAGAGAGUGUAUGUAUGAUUUGUAAAACAAAAAGUGGAGCUUUAUCAAAGUACCUAGUAUAUCCGUAAGUUCUAAUAACAUUUGAGUUUGUAUUUUUACAUUUAUUUGUAUUUGGCAUAAUGCCAAAAUUUCCAACUUGAUGUACACAAUACAAUAAACAUAAAGUUUCACGUUUAUAAUUGUGUCAGAUUUAUUAUAACUUAAAAUAAAUGAGAAAAUAAUUAUGUGUAAA
Molecule: messenger RNA, 2864 nt
Organism: Spodoptera exigua (beet armyworm)
Lineage: Eukaryota; Metazoa; Arthropoda; Insecta; Lepidoptera; Noctuidae
Source: the annotation of a GenBank genome assembly